Rhopalosiphum maidis (corn leaf aphid) is the source of this 8373-nucleotide messenger RNA. RefSeq names its product mucin-12-like. Lineage: Eukaryota; Metazoa; Arthropoda; Insecta; Hemiptera; Aphididae. Bases 1 to 8373 code for a protein of 2790 amino acids. The transcript is spliced from 6 exons. The record is from RefSeq and is a predicted model, not a curated record.
AUGAAAUAUAACAACAGAUUCAACAACACGCAGUUACACAGAAAAGAACCUACAGGAACGACAUUAUCAGAAGGAACAGAAUCAACAACGCAAAUUUACACUGAAACGCAACCUAGCAAAACAACCGCAUCAGCUCUAACAGAUUCAACAACACAAAGUUACACUGAAACUCAACCGGGAGAAACAACAUCAUCAGGAAGCUCAGUUUCAACAACACAUAGUUACACUGAAACUCAACCUGGAGAAAGAACAUCAUCAGGAAGCUCAGAUUCAACAACACAGACAUACACUGAAACUCAAACCGGAGAAAAAACAUCACCAGGAAGCUCAGUUUCAACAACGCAUAGUUACACUGAAACUCAACCGGGAGAAACAACAUCAUCAGGAAGCUCAGCUUCAACAACAAGUAGUCACACUGAAACAGAAGCUGGUGAAACAACAUCGCCAGGAAGCUCAGUUUCAACAACGCAUAGUUACACUGAAACUCAAACCGGAGAAACAACAUCAUCAGGAAGCUCAGAUUCAACAACGCACAGUUACACUGAAACUCAACCGAAAGAAACAACAUCACCAGGAAGCUCAGUUUCAGAACUACAACAUUCAGAAACUCAAUUCACAACACAGAGUUACACUGAAACUCAACCGGGAGAAACAACAUCAUCAGGAAGCUCAGAUUCAACAACACAGAGUUAUACUGAAACUCAACCUGGUGAAACAACAUCACCAGGAAGCUCAGAUUCAACAACAAGUAGUCACACUGAAACAGAAGCUGGUGAAACAACCGUAUCAGCACUAACAGAUUCAACAACACAGAGUACACUGAAACUCAACCGAAAGAAGAAACAACAUCACCAGGAAGCUCAGUUUCAACAACACAGAGUUACACUGAAACUCAACCGGGAAGAAACAACAUCAUCAGGAAGCUCAGAUUCAACAACACAGAGUUAUACUGAAACUCAACCUGGUGAAAGAACAUCACCAGGAAGCUCAGAUUCAACAACAAGUAGUCACACUGAAACAGAAACUGGUGAAACAACCGUAUCAGCACUAACAGAUUCAACAACACAGAGUUACACUGAAACUCAACCGGAAGAAACAACAUCACCAGGAAGCUCAGUUUCAACAACACAGAGUUACACUGAAACUCAACCGGAAGAAACAACAUCAUCAGGAAGCUCAGAUUCAACAACAAAAAGAACAUCAUCAGGAAGCUCAGAUUCAACAACACAGACAUACACUGAAACUCAAACCGGAGAAAAAGCAUCGCCAGGAAGCUCAGAUUCAACAACAAGUAGUCACACUGAAACAGAAGCUGGUGAAACAACAUCGCCAGGAAGCUCAGUUUCAACAACGCAUAGUUACACUGAAACUCAAACCGGAGAAACAACAUCAUCAGGAAGCUCAGAUUCAACAACGCACAGUUACACUGAAACUCAACCGGAAGAAACAACAUCAUCCGGAAGCUCAGAUUCAACAACACAGAGUUACACUGAAACUCAACCUGGAGAAACGACAGCAUUAGGAAGCUCAGAUUCAACAACAAGUAGUCACACUGAAACAGAAGCUGGUGAAACAACAUCAUCAGGAAGCUCAGAUUCAACAACACAGAGUUAUACUGAAACUCAACCUGGUGAAACAACAUCACCAGGAAGCUCAGAUUCAACAACGCACAGUUACACUGAAACUCAACCGGAAGAAACAACAUCAUCCGGAAGCUCAGAUUCAACAACAAGAAGUCACACUGAAACAGAAGCUGGUGAAACAACAUCAUCAGGAAGCUCAGAUUCAACAACGCACAGUUACACUCAAACUCAACCGGAAGAAACAACAUCAUCCGGAAGCUCAGAUUCAACAACACAGAGUUACACUGAAACUCAACCGGGAGAAACAACAUCACCAGGAAGCUCAGAUUCAACAACACAGAGUUACACUGAAACUCAACCGGAAGAAACAACAUCACCAGGAAGCUCAGAUUCAACAACACAGAGUUACACUGAAACUCAACCUGGAGAAAGAACAUCAUCAGGAAGCUCAGAUUCAACAACACAGACAUACACUGAAACUCAAACCGGAGAAACAACAUCACCAGGAAGCUCAGUUUCAACAACACAGAGUUACACUGAAACUCAACCGGAAGAAACAACAUCAUCAGGAAGCUCAGAUUCAACAACAAGUAGUCACACUGAAACUCAAACUGAAGAAACAACAUUAUUCGAAAGAACAGAAUCAACAACACAGAGAUAUACAGAAACUCAACCGGGAGAAACAACAUCACCAGGAAGCUCAGAUUCAACAACACAGAGUUACACUGAAACUCAACCUGGAGAAAGAACAUCAUCAGGAAGCUCAGAUUCAACAACACAGACAUACACUGAAACUCAAACCGGAGAAAAAACAUCACCAGGAAGCUCAGUUUCAACAACGCAUAGUUACACUGAAACUCAACCGGGAGAAACAACAUCAUCAGGAAGCUCAGCUUCAACAACACAGACAUACACUGAAACUCAACCUGGAGAAAGAACAUCGCCAGGAAGCUCAGAUUCAACAACAAGUAGUCACACUGAAACAGAAGCUGGUGAAACAACAUCGCCAGGAAGCUCAGUUUCAACAACGCAUAGUUACACUGAAACUCAAACCGGAGAAACAACAUCAUCAGGAAGCUCAGAUUCAACAACGCACAGUUACACUGAAACUCAACCGGAAGAAACAACAUCAUCCGGAAGCUCAGAUUCAACAACACAGAGAUAUACUGAAACUCAACCUGGAGAAACGACAGCAUUAGGAAGCUCAGAUUCAACAACAAGUAGUCACACUGAAACAGAAGCUGGUGAAAUAACCGUAUCAGCACUAACAGAUUCAACAACACAGAGUUACACUGAAACUCAACCGGAAGAAACAACAUCACCAGGAAGCUCAGUUUCAACAACACAGAGAUACACUGAAACUCAACCGGGAGAAACAACAUCAUCAGGAAGCUCAGAUUCAACAACACAGAGUUAUACUGAAACUCAACCUGGUGAAACAACAUCACCAGGAAGCUCAGAUUCAACAACAAGUAGUCACACUGAAACAGAAGCUGGUGAAACAACCGUAUCAGCACUAACAGAUUCAACAACACAGAGUUACACUGAAACUCAACCGGAAGAAACAACAUCACCAGGAAGCUCAGUUUCAACAACACAGAGUUACACUGAAACUCAACCGGGAGAAACAACAUCAUCAGGAAGCUCAGAUUCAACAACACAGAGUUAUACUGAAACUCAACCUGGUGAAACAACAUCACCAGGAAGCUCAGAUUCAACAACGCACAGUUACACUGAAACUCAACCGGAAGAAACAACAUCAUCCGGAAGCUCAGAUUCAACAACAAGAAGUCACACUGAAACAGAAGCUGGUGAAACAACAUCAUCAGGAAGCUCAGAUUCAACAACGCACAGUUACACUGAAACUCAACCGGAAGAAACAACAUCAUCCGGAAGCUCAGAUUCAACAACACAGAGUUACACUGAAACUCAACCGGGAGAAACAACAUCACCAGGAAGCUCAGAUUCAACAACACAGAGUUACACUGAAACUCAACCGGAAGAAACAACAUCACCAGGAAGCUCAGAUUCAACAACACAGAGUUACACUGAAACUCAACCUGGAGAAAGAACAUCAUCAGGAAGCUCAGAUUCAACAACACAGACAUACACUGAAACUCAAACCGGAGAAACAACAUCACCAGGAAGCUCAGUUUCAACAACACAGAGUUACACUGAAACUCAACCGGAAGAAACAACAUCAUCAGGAAGCUCAGAUUCAACAACAAGUAGUCACACUGAAACUCAAACUGAAGAAACAACAUUAUUCGAAAGAACAGAAUCAACAACACAGAGAUAUACAGAAACUCAACCGGGAGAAACAACAUCACCAGGAAGCUCAGAUUCAACAACACAGAGUUACACUGAAACUCAACCUGGAGAAAGAACAUCAUCAGGAAGCUCAGAUUCAACAACACAGACAUACACUGAAACUCAAACCGGAGAAAAAACAUCACCAGGAAGCUCAGUUUCAACAACGCAUAGUUACACUGAAACUCAACCGGGAGAAACAACAUCAUCAGGAAGCUCAGCUUCAACAACACAGACAUACACUGAAACUCAACCUGGAGAAAGAACAUCGCCAGGAAGCUCAGAUUCAACAACAAGUAGUCACACUGAAACAGAAGCUGGUGAAACAACAUCGCCAGGAAGCUCAGUUUCAACAACGCAUAGUUACACUGAAACUCAAACCGGAGAAACAACAUCAUCAGGAAGCUCAGAUUCAACAACGCACAGUUACACUGAAACUCAACCGGAAGAAACAACAUCAUCCGGAAGCUCAGAUUCAACAACACAGAGUUACACUGAAACUCAACCGGGAGAAACAACAUCAUCAGGAAGCUCAGAUUCAACAACACAGAGUUAUACUGAAACUCAACCUGGUGAAACAACAUCACCAGGAAGCUCAGAUUCAACAACAAGUAGUUACACUGAAACAGAAGCUGGUGAAACAACCGUAUCAGCACUAACAGAUUCAACAACACAGAGUUACACUGAAACUCAACCGGAAGAAACAACAUCACCAGGAAGCUCAGUUUCAACAACACAGAGUUACACUGAAACUCAACCGGGAGAAACAACAUCAUCAGGAAGCUCAGAUUCAACAACACAGAGUUAUACUGAAACUCAACCUGGUGAAACAACAUCACCAGGAAGCUCAGAUUCAACAACGCACAGUUACACUGAAACUCAACCGGAAGAAACAACAUCAUCCGGAAGCUCAGAUUCAACAACAAGUAGUCACACUGAAACAGAAGCUGGUGAAACAACAUCAUCAGGAAGCUCAGAUUCAACAACACAGACAUACACUGAAACUCAAACCGGAGAGAAACAACAUCACCAGGAAGCUCAGUUUCAACAACGCAUAGUUACACUGAAACUCAACCGGGAGAAACAACAUCAUCAGGAAGCUCAGCUUCAACAACACAGACAUACACUGAAACUCAACCUGGAGAAAGAACAUCGCCAGGAAGCUCAGAUUCAACAACAAGUAGUCACACUGAAACAGAAGCUGGUGAAACAACAUCGCCAGGAAGCUCAGUUUCAACAACGCAUAGUUACACUGAAACUCAAACCGGAGAAACAACAUCAUCAGGAAGCUCAGAUUCAACAACGCACAAGUUACACUGAAACUCAACCUGGAGAAACGACAGCAUUAGGAAGCUCAGAUUCAACAACAAGUAGUCACACUGAAACAGAAGCUGGUGAAAUAACCGUAUCAGCACUAACAGAUUCAACAACACAGAGUUACACUGAAACUCAACCGGAAGAAACAACAUCAUCAGGAAGCUCAGAUUCAACAACACAGAGUUAUACUGAAACUCAUCCUGGUGAAACAACAUCACCAGGAAGCUCAGUUUCAACAACACAGAGAUACACUGAAACUCAACCGGGAGAAACAACAUCAUCAGGAAGCUCAGAUUCAACAACACAGAGUUAUACUGAAACUCAACCUGGUGAAACAACAUCACCAGGAAGCUCAGAUUCAACAACAAGUAGUCACACUGAAACAGAAGCUGGUGAAACAACCGUAUCAGCACUAACAGAUUCAACAACACAGAGUUACACUGAAACUCAACCGGAAGAAACAACAUCACCAGGAAGCUCAGUUUCAACAACACAGAGUUACACUGAAACUCAACCGGGAGAAACAACAUCAUCAGGAAGCUCAGAUUCAACAACACAGAGUUAUACUGAAACUCAACCUGGUGAAACAACAUCACCAGGAAGCUCAGUUUCAACAACACAGAGUUACACUGAAACUCAACCGGGAGAAACAACAUCAUCAGGAAGCUCAGCUUCAACAACACAGACAUACACUGAAACUCAACCUGGAGAAAGAACAUCGCCAGGAAGCUCAGAUUCAACAACAAGUAGUCACACUGAAACAGAAGCUGGUGAAACAACAUCGCCAGGAAGCUCAGUUUCAACAACGCAUAGUUACACUGAAACUCAAACCGGAGAAACAACAUCAUCAGGAAGCUCAGAUUCAACAACGCACAGUUACACUGAAACUCAACCGGAAGAAACAACAUCAUCCGGAAGCUCAGAUUCAACAACACAGAGUUACACUGAAACUCAACCUGGAGAAACGACAGCAUUAGGAAGCUCAGAUUCAACAACAAGUAGUCACACUGAAACAGAAGCUGGUGAAACAACAUCAUCAGGAAGCUCAGAUUCAACAACGCACAGUUACACUGAAACUCAACCGGAAGAAACAACAUCAUCCGGAAGCUCAGAUUCAACAACAAGUAGUCACACUGAAACAGAAGCUGGUGAAACAACAUCGCCAGGAAGCUCAGUUUCAACAACGCAUAGUUACACUGAAACUCAAACCGGAGAAACAACAUCAUCAGGAAGCUCAGAUUCAACAACGCACAGUUACACUGAAACUCAACCGGAAGAAACAACAUCACCAGGAAGCUCAGUUUCAACAACACAGAGUUACACUGAAACUCAACCGGGAGAAACAACAUCAUCAGGAAGCUCAGAUUCAACAACACAGAGUUAUACUGAAACUCAACCUGGUGAAACAACAUCACCAGGAAGCUCAGAUUCAACAACAAGUAGUCACACUGAAACAGAAGCUGGUGAAACAACCGUAUCAGCACUUACAGAUUCAACAACACAGAGUUACACUGAAACUCAACCGGAAGAAACAACAUCAUCAGGAAGCUCAGAUUCAACAACAAGUAGUCACACUGAAACUCAAACUGAAGAAACAACAUUAUUCGAAAGAACAGAAUCAACAACACAGAGAUAUACAGAAACUCAACCGGGAGAAACAACAUCACCAGGAAGCUCAGAUUCAACAACACAGAGUUACACUGAAACUCAACCAGGAGAAAGAACAUCAUCAGGAAGCUCAGAUUCAACAACACAGACAUACACUGAAACUCAAACCGGAGAAAAAACAUCACCAGGAAGCUCAGUUUCAACAACGCAUAGUUACACUGAAACUCAACCGGGAGAAACAACAUCAUCAGGAAGCUCAGCGUCAACAACACAGACAUACACUGAAACUCAACCUGGAGAAAGAACAUCGCCAGGAAGCUCAGAUUCAACAACAAGUAGUCACACUGAAACAGAAGCUGGUGAAACAACAUCGCCAGGAAGCUCAGUUUCAACAACGCAUAGUUACACUGAAACUCAAACCGGAGAAACAACAUCAUCAGGAAGCUCAAAUUCAACAACGCACAGUUACACUGAAACUCAACCGGAAGAAACAACAUCAUCCGGAAGCUCAGAUUCAACAACACAGAGUUACACUGAAACUCAACCUGGAGAAACGACAGCAUCAGGAAGCUCAGAUUCAACAACAAGUAGUCACACUGAAACAGAAGCUGGUGAAACAACCGUAUCAGCACUAACAGAUUCAACAACACAGAGUUACACUGAAACUCAACCGGAAGAAACAACAUCACCAGGAAGCUCAGUUUCAACAACACAGAGUUACACUGAAACUCAACCGGGAGAAACAACAUCAUCAGGAAGCUCAGAUUCAACAACACAGAGUUAUACUGAAACUCAACCUGGUGAAACAACAUCACCAGGAAGCUCAGAUUCAACAACAAGUAGUCACACUGAAACAGAAGCUGGUGAAACAACCGUAUCAGCACUAACAGAUUCAACAACACAGAGUUACACUGAAACUCAACCGGAAGAAACAACAUCACCAGGAAGCUCAGUUUCAACAACACAGAGUUACACUGAAACUCAACCGGGAGAAACAACAUCAUCAGGAAGCUCAGAUUCAACAACUCAGAGUUAUACUGAAACUCAACCUGGUGAAACAACAUCAUCAGGAAGCUCAGAUUCAACAACAAGUAGUCACACUGAAACAGAAGUUGGUGAAACAACUGUAUCUAAAUAUCCUGCAACAUCUAUUGAUCCAUCUACAGUUUCCUCUACACAGGAAACAACACUAUUGGAAGGAACUGAUUCAACCACAAUAAGUUACACUGAAUCUGAAAAAACUGAACCACCGAUAGAUACAACAUCACUAGAACCCACAUAUUCUACAACACAUAGUUUUACUAAUACAUCUUCAGUUGGAACAACGGCAUCUGAAUACUCUGAAACAACUGUUGAAAAAUCAACAGCAUCCUCUCCUUUAGAUACAACUUUAUCCAAAUGGACUGAUUCAACAACACAUGUGUACACAGAGUUAUCGUCUGCAGAAUCUACUGUGUCAGAUUACCCAUAUUCUACUACAGACCAUUCAACAGCCAAUUAUACUACUCCAGCCCCAUUCGAUAAACCUCCUCGUUUUAUGUUAAUUAGAGAUUAA